CGAGAACGAGCUCAAAACGCUGCUCGCAUUCGCGUACCCAGGCCGCGACGCCGACAAGGUCGGCAGUAUGUUCGCCGCGCUCCCGGACGCCGCCUACGAAGCCGCAGGCGACAUCAUUGUCGCCCGCAAGCGAGAGCUCGAGGAGAAGAUUCGAGAGGCUGGCAGGAAGAGGAGGAGGGUCGUUGCUGCUCGUGUAGAUACGGUUAAGGUCGUCGCUGAGGAUAAGAUGCACCGUCUGGAGAGGCUGACGAAAAGGAGGGAGGGUCUCAGGGGAAGCGUGGGUAGGCUGUUGGUCGAGAAUGGGUUUGCGGUUGAGUUUUAGGAGGGAGUGGAGUUUGGAUUUUCGGACUAGACGAGGACUGGGCGCUUGAUGUUGAUGUUUGCGAGCGAUGUUUGCGUGGGAUUGUAUUUUACUGGACACCUGAACGUUGAUGGGGUGAGGUGGGGUGGAUACCUAGGUGGAUAUACCCACGGCUGGAUCUGGGCUUGAUGAUUGAUUGAUUGAUACAUGGAUCUGUGUUUUGUGCGUUUCUUUUGCUGCAUAUAGUUGAUUUACUAGUAAAUUUAUUUACAAACAUCAUUGCAU
Messenger RNA from Tricharina praecox, 586 nucleotides. RefSeq lists its product as uncharacterized. NCBI's taxonomy places the organism in Eukaryota, Fungi, Ascomycota, Pezizomycetes, Pezizales, Pyronemataceae. The transcript has a single exon. The record is from RefSeq and is a predicted model, not a curated record. Bases 68 to 322 code for a protein of 84 amino acids.